Messenger RNA from Ctenopharyngodon idella (grass carp), 2259 nucleotides. Its product is annotated as serine/threonine-protein kinase SBK1. Lineage: Eukaryota; Metazoa; Chordata; Actinopteri; Cypriniformes; Xenocyprididae. The coding region runs from base 91 to 1110 and encodes 339 amino acids. The transcript has 4 exons. Gene Ontology annotation, molecular function: protein serine/threonine kinase activity; ATP binding. The record is from RefSeq and is a predicted model, not a curated record. Gene Ontology annotation, biological process: peptidyl-serine phosphorylation; peptidyl-threonine phosphorylation.
CUCACUCACUUCGGCUGCAGCACUGCUGCUAUUGCUGCGCGUCUGGGCACCCCGAUCCUUUGCACAGCUGCAGAGAGAACACGCAGUGCAAUGAUUGAACUGGGCUCAGUGGAGGAGGGCAGCAGUCUGAUAGACGAGCUAAUGGAGUUGACAUCUCAGAGCUUAUGUCAGCUCGAGAUUAAAGAACAUUUCAACAUCAUUAAAGAAAUUGGCCGUGGCAAGUAUGGCCAUGUGCUGCUAGUCACCCACCGCUGCAAAGGGACUCCAAUGGCUCUGAAAGUGCUGCCCAAAGCCUCGACCAAACUGCAGGGCUUCCUGAGAGAAUACUGCAUCUCCUUGCAUCUGUCUUGCCACCCCUGCAUUGUGGGCUUGUUUGGGAUCGCUUUCCAGUCCAAUGAGCACUACGGAUUCGCCCAGGAGCUCGUCACAGGACGGGACCUGUUCGCCAUCAUCCAGCCACGGGUGGGCAUCCCUGAAUGCGCAGUGAAGCGUUGUGCCGUUCAGAUCUCCUGUGCUCUAGAGUUCAUCCACCAGCGUGGCCUGGUCCACCGUGACAUCAAGCCUGAGAACAUACUGCUGCUGGACACCCACUGCCGGCGAGUCAAACUAGCUGACUUCGGCCUCACCCAGAGACAAGGAACCUUCAUCCGCUUCAUAUCAGGCACGCUGCCGUAUAUGGCUCCAGAGCUGUGCGCCAUGGUCUUGGAGGAAGGACAGAAGGAGGUGAAAGUCCCUCCGCUCAGAGUGGAGCCCACUUUAGACACCUGGGCCUUUGCUGUUCUUCUUUUCUGUAUCCUCACGGGCUUCUUCCCCUGGGAGCGCUGCAACGACAGCGAUGAUUUCUACGAGGAGUUUGCAGACUGGCGCAGAGGUCCGGCGCAGGCCCCCGUGCCAUCUCAAUGGAAAAGGUUCACACCCGUGUGUAUGCAGAUGUUCAGGAGGAUGUUAGCGCUGGAUGCCAGUGAGAGGUGCUCGAUAGGGGAGGUCAAAGGCUAUGUGGGUAAAGACUGGGUACGAGCAAAGGAUGCCAACGGAUGGGUGGGAGAAAAUGGGGAGGUCAGCACGUCCACACCGAGCCCCUGCAGAAGCAGCCAGAGUAAUGAACAGUGACGGUGUUGUAUGACAAAUUAGCUAUCAGAAUGUGGUGCUAAUUGCAAUGCAGACAGCUGAUUGGUGGGAUGAAUUGACAUCAUUAGAGGUGUUGAUAUAGAUAUUGCUUCUCCGAAGUAACAUAUCUCAAAGAGUAAAGAGGAAGACACUCAUUUGCCACAGACAGUAUUGAAUUAUAGCAGGUUAAAUACAGUUAAUGCUGCAUUAGCUGCAAUUGUGGCAUGCUAUAACUAACACUGAAAUAAUUAAUUGUCUAUAUACAGACAUAUAUAUAUAUAUAUAUAUAUAUAUCAUGAUGAUUGAUUCAAGCUAUAACAUAAUAGAUGUAAUAUAUACUGUAUGUUUAUUUGACCUUAUUAAGCUUGUUAGCAAAACACUUUUCUACAGUAUCUGAUGCACACAUGGUUAGUGUGAUUUAUGUGAAAUUGUAGUAAAAUGUUCUUGAAAUCUGUUUCUACUAAUAGUAAGGGCAGAGGAAGCAGAGACACAAGACACCAUCUUGUUCAAAACCUCCAAAAUGUUUUGUCAGUGUUAUUUAAAUAAUAUGUUUAAUAUCAGGGACAAAAUCUGACAACAAUGGCAUCACAAAUCAUGCUUCAAAUUGCACAUGAACUAUUUUUCAGGCUGGUCCAUGCACAUGUAUAGAGUAAACACACAGGCGGUGGCUCUCUCAAAAAUGUGGUCGACUCUUUUAACUGAAGGACUACAGCUGCUAUAUUGAGCGUUACAAUUUUUUCCCAUUUAUUUUCAUAUGAGUGAACCGUCUCCUUCCCUUUAAUCUCUGAUGUAGUUAUGUACACGCACAAUUCAAACCUCUACCUCCAUCCAAAAUUACAGACACUUUCAGUAAUUAUCCAUAUUGUAUUAUUUUAUGAUUUGCCAAUCAGUUAUUUUUCUAGCAGAAAUGAGGGUCCAGUGAAUGAAGAGAACAAAGACAACCAGACAUACAUUUCCCUUAACUGUAGUGUAGAUGAGUGGUAUAUUUUAAACAACUGUUGUAUUUUACUCAUGUUCCUAUUCAAGUUUAUUGAAAUAUCUAUUAUAUGUUUGUAUAAAAUGUGUAUAGUUUUCAUAUGAACUUGUUUUGCUUGCUGUGUGCUUAUGAUGAGACCACGUCACUAUUAAAGCCUGUCCUAUAUUAUCUAAGGA